UAAAAAAUUCUAAUUGUUUCAUUUAGGAUGUGCCUAAGAAACUGGCUUUUUAUUUUUAUUUUUUUUAACUCUGUGUGUGUGGUGAACAGUAUGACUACUAGUCCAGUUUGGUGUCACUGCCCUGCUUUGUGCCCAGGCACCAGCUGUUUUCUGCACCAUUUCUUUGGAACAUCAAGACAAUUGUCCACACAGUGAGCACGGCCAGUAACAUUUUAAUAUAAUGAAAACAGUUUGGAUCCUCUGAAAGAGCCCCAGGGAUCUCUAAGGGUCUACAGACUAUAGUUUGAGAACUACUGGUUUAUGGCAUAACAUUAAUAACUAUUUUUAGCUAUUUAUUUCUAUGUUUGCAUCUUUUUAGCUUCCCAACUGGCAUAGCAAUAGUAUUUAAUUUCCAUAGAGCUCCUGCUUUGAAUCCAGUAUAAACUUUUCAUGUGGAUUGACACUUAUCUUCACAACAACCCUGGCAGAUUAUACUUAUUCUACAAAUAAGAAAGUUAAGACGGAAUUAUACAACUACAUAAAGGUACUUUGAAGUAGAAAUCAGAAACAGCACUGAAAAGUGGUUUGAGGCCAGAUAGCAGAAUGCCAGCCCAUGAAUUUAGACAUAAUUCUCCAUGUAUCAAUAGUUUUGGGGUAGGGGACGGGCAUGCACUAACCACAGCAGCUAAGAUCUAAGUACACACUCAGCAGAGCACACACAGGAAGCAACCCUAGAUGCAAAGUCGCGAGGCAGGAAAGAGAAUCAAUGACACAGAAGUCCAUGGCAUCACUCACUAAAUAAAGGAUUGUAUAGCAUUUCCCAAGUGGCAUGUCUCUCCCACAGUUCUCUUCUGUCAUGGAAUUGGCCAAAAUGUCAGACAUGACAAAGCUCCACCAAGCCGUGGCUGCAGGGGACUAUAAUUUAGUGAGAAAGAUUUUGAAGAAAGGUCUCUGUGACCCAAACUACAAGGAUGUAGACUGGAAUGACCGGACCCCGCUUCACUGGGCUGCAAUCAGAGGGCAAAUGGAAGUGGUGCACCUCCUGAUAGAAUAUGGAGCCAGGCCCUGCCUGGUCACCGAUGUGGGCUGGACUCCCGCUCAUUUUGCAGCUGAGUCAGGCCAUCUGAAUGUACUCAGAGCUCUCCAUGCAUUGCAUGCGGCCAUUGAUGCCCCAGACUUCUUCGGUGACACACCAAAGAGGAUUGCACAGAUCUAUGGGCAGAAAGCCUGCGUGGCAUUUCUGGAGAAGGCCGAGCCCGAGUGCCGGGACCACCGCCGCGCCGCCCUGCAGAGGGGGCUGCCCCUGGAUGAGCGGGACGGAGACUGGGACGCCAAGAAAAGGGAGCUGGAGCUGUCUCUUCCCUCCCAGAAUCGCAACACUAAUAAAAAGAAUAAGAAAAGCCAAGGCCCUACCGGGCCCAGCAAUACCAAGCAGAGGAGAGUGUGAGAGGAGCUGGCAGACGCCUGCGAUCUUUGCGUGAUUUUACUCAUGGCCCCUUACUCAGCGGGCUCCUGCCAGAGACGCUCAUGACUGUCGUUCGGUUUGAAAGUCUCGCCUGGGUGCUCUCCCUAGCGGCUGCUAUUUCCUUGUCCGCAAGAAUUACCAUUUUGUCAUCAGUGAUUUGCGCUGUCAGCAUCUCCUGACCCUCUUUCCCCUGCAAUUAUGGAAUUUCAGAGGACAAGGAAAGAGUUCUCCUAAGGAACCUGAUUUUUUUUCAAUGUUAAAAAAAAAAAAAGUAAAAACAAAAAUCUCAAAAAUAAUCAAUGUAGUCAGUCCAAUCUAUGAAAAAAAAUAUUUGUUGUUGCAUAAACCAAGCAAAGAAGUGAACAAAGGUAUCUUCCAGUUUCUAUUAAUAGCUAUUCUUUCCUUUGUGGAUGGGAGCCCACAAUCCCAGCAUGGACAUUUUUAUCCACAAUCAUCUCUGCACAGAAACAGUCUGAGCAGUAAACCGCUCAGUGAGAAAUAACUAGCAACCCUUGAAUUAAUUUACUUUCAUCCCAUAUAAGUAAUGAGAUAGAAUGUAAAAUAAUGGAACAUGAUUAUAGGUCUACUUUCUCAAUUGAAAAUAUAAAUACAGAUCAGAUACUCUGAAUUAAAAUAUAGCAUCCAAACUGAGGUGUAAAAUAUAGAUUAAAUUUUGAAGACUUAGUACAAAAAAUGUAAAAUGUCUCAUGAAUAAUAAUAUUGAUUACAUGC
Molecule: messenger RNA, 2176 nt
Organism: Lemur catta (Ring-tailed lemur)
Lineage: Eukaryota; Metazoa; Chordata; Mammalia; Primates; Lemuridae
Gene: ANKRD66
Product: ankyrin repeat domain 66
Exons: 3
Coding region: 809-1426 (205 amino acids)
Molecular function (GO): protein binding
Source: RefSeq, a predicted model, not a curated record